Phycomyces blakesleeanus NRRL 1555(-) is the source of this 2168-nucleotide messenger RNA. RefSeq lists its product as hypothetical. Bases 42 to 2111 code for a protein of 689 amino acids. Gene Ontology annotation, molecular function: serine-type carboxypeptidase activity. The record is from RefSeq and is a predicted model, not a curated record. The transcript has 17 exons. Gene Ontology annotation, cellular component: trans-Golgi network. Gene Ontology annotation, biological process: proteolysis; apoptotic process. NCBI's taxonomy places the organism in Eukaryota, Fungi, Mucoromycota, Mucoromycetes, Mucorales, Phycomycetaceae.
GUAAAGCAUAUACACAUAUAUAAAUAUAAAUAUAUAUUGUAAUGUGGAAACGCGUCUUUUGGAGUGUGUUGGGUCUUGGUUUCUUACCUGGCCUGAUGGCGCAGAAAGCUGAAGACUAUCGAAUCACUCAUUUACCUGGAAUUGACGUCAAUACACUUCCAAGCACACAGUAUGCUGGUCAUGUCGAGAUAUCUCCCGAGACCAAUGGUCAUUUGUUCUUUUGGAUGAUUGAACAAGCUCAGACUACCUCACCUGAUAAACUUAUCAUCUGGUUGAAUGGUGGCCCGGGAUGUUCUAGUAUGGACGGUCUCUUUCUUGAGAAUGGCCCAUUUAGAGUCAACAAGGACAUGUCAUUGAGUGUAAGUCCAGGAGGAUGGCAGGAUUACGCAACUACUGUAUUUUUGGAUCAGCCAGUAGGAACUGGGUUCAGUUUUGCAGAAACAAUUAGCUACACCAAGAACCUCACUCAAAUUGCUAAAGACUUUACGGUUUUUUUGGACGAAUUUUUCGAAAUCUUUCCCGAUCUCAAAUCCAAGGAUAUGUAUAUUGCUGGAGAGAGCUAUGCCGGAACUUAUAUCCCAUACAUUGCUUCACUUAUGCUUGAUCAAAAUGCUAUUAAGGAAAGAGAGGCAAGUCUAUGUAUUUUAUAUAAUCUCAAGGGAAUUGCGAUUGGCAAUGGUUGGAUUUCACCCCGUCAUCAUUAUGAUGCUAUAUAUGACUUUGGUGUACAGAACAAUAUACUUGUGGGUCCAUACAAGGCACUCGCAGAUAAACAUUUGGAUAGAUGCCACACACUACUUGACCGCAGCUCGAGAAUCAGUAUAGAGACGUGUGAACAACUGAUGUCAGACAUUCUGGAUAGUUCGACCUAUGAAGAAAAGGGCCAACAGUACUGUGUGAAUCAAUACGAUAUCCGGAUAAAGAACGAAGAAGCUCCGAUGUGUGGCCAAACGUGGCCACAUGAAUUAACACAAGUAACUGAAUACUUGAGGUUGCCUGAAUUGGUUUCAUCUAUCCAUGCAAAAAAGCAGUCUUUGGGAUGGGUUGAAUGUGCUCGAAGUGUAUCGUAUGCUUUGGAUGACGAUAAGAGUCCACCUUCAUUUGAUUUGCUGCCUUCUAUUCUCAAGGAGAUCCCUAUCUUGCUAUUCAGUGGUGAAUAUGAUCUGAUCUGCAACCAUCUUGGGACAGAAUACAUGAUUGGAAAUAUGACAUGGAAUGGAAAACAAGGUUUCAAGUCUGCAAAGAGCGAGGAUUGGUUUAUGGAUGACAAAGUAGUCGGCCAGUACACAGAGGACAGAAACCUAACCUAUGUAUUGAUCAAAGACGGAAGCCACAUGGUGCCAUAUGACAAACCCCUCGAAACGUUGGAUAUGAUCAAUCGAUUCAUUGGCGCUGGCGACAACUCCGUUGUUGGGAAAUCCAGUCGCGUGGGUCCAUCUAAUGGCAGUAAUGGCAGUAAACCUCCUCAGCCUGCUAAGCCUCAAGCCAAACCAACCACUUCAAAGACCCAAGACGAGUCUAAAACAAAGACACCCGAAGAAAAUGAAGAAAAGCCAAAGGAACCAACAGAUAAAGGCACCCCUGAAGACGAAACAAAAAACUCUGACUACUGGGAACAGUAUUACAGCUGGGGAACAUCUGCAUUGAUUUUUGUAAUUCUUUUUGCUGCUCUUUUGGGUUACUGCUGGUACCGGUCCCGAAAGCAAGACCGUGGUAACUACAGCUCAGCACCUUCCCGUAGUACUCAGGCCCCUUCUCGGGGUAUUAUGGGUCGUAUUGCCGGGUUCUUUACUGAAUGUCAAGUUACCCCUAAACCCAAGUUUCGUUUAAAUGACCCUUAUGAUGAUAAUGAACUAGAGGAAUUAGUGGUUGAGACACCUACAUUAUUUGUCGCUGAAGAAUCUGAUGGGGAAGACCAUCCAAACUCAUCAACCUCAUCACCAUCUCAUGCUGCUGGUAGUGCUGUACGUUCAUCUAAUAAUACUUCACCCAGUCGUUUUGCAGCCAAUUAUAAUGAAGAAAAUACGGACGAUGACUUUGAUGACUUUGCUGAUUGGGACGAAAGUAGCAGUCUUGUGGAUGUGGACCAUAAGCAAGGAAAGAAACAUUAAGAUGUCUAUAUCUAAUUUUACUCUAUAAACAUAGAGAUAAAGCAAAAAAAAAAAAAA